AUGGGCGGAAUCAAGGACACCGUAUUGCCUUGGCUGUUCCUUGGUCCUGUACCCUUGCGUUGCUUGUACCUGCGGCAUUCGGUUCACAUUGCACGGCUGUUUGACUACCACGUCACCAUGGGCAAUGAGAGUCGCACCCUGCCUAUGCGCGAGCUGUCAAGGAGUGGAGCUGCAAUAGCCUUGUCAAUGGCACUAUAUGGAUGGGUUGGGUAUCUGCAUCGCCAAUCUUGCAAACACAAUCCCACGUAUCCGGAUUGCUCUUGCCUGGCUCCAAACUUCCCGCACUCCUUCUUCACCGUUGCUCACUUUGAGAAGAUGACCGGCCCCAUGGCUUCACCGUCCUUCGACAGGCAAAGUCGAAAGGACAGUUCAGCUUCGUUGUCGUUGUCGAUCUCCAGCUCAGGAACGUCAGCCAUGGCAGGAAGUGCAUCAUCGGCUCUGAACAACGAGCCAGACUGGCCUCGAUCAUGGCGAGCCUAUGCUUGCAUGGUAGGCUGUGUCUUGCUCAUGUUCAACUCCUGGGGACUUGUGAAUGCUUACGGUACUUGGUCUUCCUACUACGUCGGCCACUCUCUGCGCAAUGUGGACCAGCUCAAACUCAAUCUGAUCGGAUCAACACAAUCUGGGAUCGUCUUACUUUUAUCCAAUCCUGUUGGUCGAUUACUGGAUGCAGGCCAUUUCCGCAAGGUCAUCGGCUGCGGUACCCUUCUCGUACCUCUCGGUCUUUUUCUGCUGUCCGUGGUACACCCCAGCGACGUUGAAGCCAUUACCAGCUACUUGCCCAUCUGGGCGACGCAAGGACUCGUGAUUGGAUUGGGUAUGAGCACCUUCUUUGUUUCGAGCUCUCAGAUCGCUUCCACAUGGUUUCCAAAGCGAAGGGGCCUUGCUGUCGGCUAUGUCGCUUGUGGUGCCAGUUUAGCAGGAGUCGUCUAUCCAACAAUGCUUCGUUAUCUGAUCGCACUGGUUGGCUUCAACGAUGCCGUCCGCUAUGUCGCAACUCUCACGGCAGUUACCUGCCUGUUUUCGUUCAUUUUCUGUACCCCGAAUCCAGAACAUGAUCACCAUGAACCCAAGAAAUGGGCCGCGGUUGAAACCUGGUUUGACAUGGACGCAUUUCACAAUACGGCUUUCUGUUGGUUUACUGCGGCCGUUGCCUUUUUGUUCCUGGGUUUCUACCCCAUCUUCUUCAACUUGGAAGAGUGGGCAUCGGUCAGAGGCUUCGGCGUCCGAAUGGCGACCAAGAACGCCGACGAUGCUGCCGUGGAGGACAGUUCUAACAGACCUCUGGAGACCUUUUGGCUUCUCACCAUUAUGAACGGAGCAUCCACCGUCGGCCGCAUGCUUCUAGCUCAUUUCGCCGACGUCGUUGGCGCACUCAACAUGCACAUUGGCUCUACGAUCGUCGGUUCCCUCCUUGUAUUGAUACUCUGGUCGCUUGCUGGAUCCGAGACCGACGCCAUCGCAUUCUGCGUCGUCUUUGGGCUUUUCUCAGGCAUGAUCAUCGGCUGCCCUCCAGCAUCGGUUGGAAACAUUUUGAAUUGCACCUACACAUCAAAAGAGCUUCAACCCUUGUCGAAGCAAAAGCUGGGUCACUGGACUGGCAUGAUGUACUUCUUCGCCGGUGUUCCAGCCCUUACUGGCCCUCUCAUCGCUGGCAGCCUCAUCACAAAGUACAAGACUUACCUCACCGUCCAACUGUGGUCUGGCACAUGUCUAGUGGUCUGCUUCUGCUGCAUGAUUAUAGCCCGCUGGUACCUACCAUCGUACAGCGGCUUCACUGCCAAAGAAGAAGUUGUUCGCUUCUUGAAGCAAGACUACCCCGAGAAAGAAUGUAAGGAAAGCGAAGCCACCAUGGUCGAGGCUCCUGAGGCGCUCUCCCAAGCUCCUACACGAGUCGCAAGCACGAUGCCUUCGCGACACGGAUCUUCUGAGAAGGUCAACUCGCCGGGAGAUGUGGUGUAA
Plenodomus lingam JN3 is the source of this 1962-nucleotide messenger RNA. RefSeq lists its product as uncharacterized. Gene Ontology annotation, cellular component: membrane. Lineage: Eukaryota; Fungi; Ascomycota; Dothideomycetes; Pleosporales; Leptosphaeriaceae. Gene Ontology annotation, biological process: transmembrane transport. Gene Ontology annotation, molecular function: transmembrane transporter activity. The record is from RefSeq and is a predicted model, not a curated record.